UGUAAUUUACUCUGGAAUUCAUUUGGUAUAUUAUGGGCAUAUAAAAUGCUGGAGAUGAACGUGGUCAAACUAAAUCCACACACAAAGGAAGUUCGAAUCAGAUACUGUUGUUUCUGCUUCAUCAUCGAAUCAAGAAAAUGGCUGCGUUCAAUCUAAGCUGCUGCUAUCAUUAUCAUCACUUUCACUCUCCACCACCACCAAAUGUUGCCUCCGUUUCCAUCAUCUUCUCUCAUCGUAAUAAGAUCUCUCUCCUCCCAACCCCAUUAUCAUUUCAUCCGCAAAAGCUUCGAAACAAUCAGUUGGUUCUAGCAACAACAAUGGCUACUGAUGUGCAACAGGAUCUUCCACCGGUUCUUGAUUCUACUUCAGAACCACCUUCAAUUUUUGAUGGAACCACCAGGCUGUAUGUAUCUUACACUUGCCCGUAUGCUCAACGCGUGUGGAUUACCCGGAAUUGCAAGGGAUUACAGGAAAAGAUUAAGCUAGUUCCAAUUGAUCUAAAGAACAGGCCAGAUUGGUACAAGGAGAAAGUUUAUCCACCAAACAAGGUGCCAGCUUUAGAACACAACAAUGAAGUAAAGGGAGAGAGUCUUGAUCUGAUCAAGUACAUUGACACCAACUUCGAAGGACCAUCCCUUUAUCCUGAUGAUCCUAUCAAGAAAGAGUUUGGAGAAGAGUUGCUAUUAUACACUGAUACUUUCUAUAGAUGCGUUGUCACCUACUUCAAGGGAGGUGGCGCUGAUGAAGCUGCUGCUGCUUUUGAUCAUAUUGAGCAGGCUCUUUCCAAGUUUGAUGAUGGACCAUUCUUUCUAGGUCAAUUCAGCCUGAUAGAUAUAGCUUAUGCUCCGUUCAUGGAAAGAUUUCAGCCAUACUUGCUAGAAGUGAAGAAUUAUGAUAUUAAGGUGGGGAGGCCAAAACUUGCAGCAUGGAUUGAGGAAAUGAACAAAAAUGAGGAUUUCAACCAAACAAGACGCGAUCCAAAGGAACUUGUAGAGAGCUACAAAAAACGCUUUUUGUCUCCGCAAUAAGGUUAAGGUUUUGUGAUUCAGUAACGCCAUGGAAUGCAUGAAGUUCCUGCAGAUUGAUUGCACCAGAAACACCGGAUGUUCUAAUAUAAAGUGAAGAAUUAGUGUUCAAAUUGAAUAUUUGCAGAAAAUAGUGUGGCCAAAAUAACAUUUGAACAAAGGGAGGGGAUCUUGGUUGAUAAAUCUAAUUUCUAAUUGAAUAUUUGGUCGAUUAUAA
Cynara cardunculus var. scolymus (artichoke) is the source of this 1242-nucleotide messenger RNA. Its product is annotated as glutathione S-transferase L3-like. The transcript is spliced from 10 exons. The record is from RefSeq and is a predicted model, not a curated record. The coding region runs from base 138 to 1028 and encodes 296 amino acids. NCBI's taxonomy places the organism in Eukaryota, Viridiplantae, Streptophyta, Magnoliopsida, Asterales, Asteraceae. Gene Ontology annotation, molecular function: glutathione transferase activity.